Brienomyrus brachyistius is the source of this 1846-nucleotide messenger RNA. RefSeq names its product ubiquinol-cytochrome-c reductase complex assembly factor 1 (gene uqcc1). Bases 154 to 999 code for a protein of 281 amino acids. Gene Ontology annotation, biological process: mitochondrial respiratory chain complex III assembly. NCBI's taxonomy places the organism in Eukaryota, Metazoa, Chordata, Actinopteri, Osteoglossiformes, Mormyridae. The transcript is spliced from 9 exons. Gene Ontology annotation, cellular component: mitochondrion. The record is from RefSeq and is a predicted model, not a curated record.
GCCGGUGACACACGUUCCUUUGACUUUGCUCCGGGAGGCGGGGCAAUGCUUAGAGUUAUACAACGUGGGGAAUAGCUGCGUAGAGGGGACUGCAACAUUUAUUUGUCCCCUAGUCCUUCACUAGAGGCAAAAUAGUAAUUUCGUUAGCUAAACAUGUAUCGGCGAGUUUUACAUUCCGCGUUAAGAAGCGUUACGAUAAAUCCUUCAGCCUCAAGAGCCGCUGUCGUAAAGGUUGGAGAGCAGCAAGCAGCUGUUCUCAGAUCAGCAGCAGCCUGCCCUGGUGCAUCCCGAAUACAGCAUCGGCGGCUUCACCUCACCAGAGAGCUGUCCGCAGUAAAAGAACCCGCAGAGGCCCCCAAAGAAGAGAUAGGAACCUUCACCAGACUCAUCGAAGCCAUGGGCUUUACGGGACCUCUCAAAUACAACAAAUGGAAAAUUAAGAUAGCAGCUUUACGAAUGUAUACCUGUUGUGUUGAGAGAAUCGCCUAUGAUGACUUCUUUGAAAAGUGCUCACUGCCGGACACACUCAACUCCUGGUUUUUGGUGGCAGAGCUCCAUGUGUGGAUGUGUCUCGUCCGGAUGAGGCAGGAAGGUCGAGCAGGGAAGUACCUUUGCAGGUAUCUGGUCCACUCCAUGUGGGAAGACGUGGAGCAGCGGUGUAAAAUAAUGGGGAUCGACGCUGUGGAGAGGAAGGAGAGCAUGAAGGUGAUGACCGAGACCUUCUACGCGGCUCUUUUUGGAUACGAUGAGGGCAUCCUGUCAUGUGACCGGGUCCUGGCAGCGGCUCUCUGGAGGAACUUGUUCAACAAACAGUGUGAGGACCCGCGGCAGCUGGAGCUUAUGGUGCAGUACGUCCGCAAGCAGAUGCAGUUCCUUGACUCUCUUGACGGGGAGGACUUGCUGCUGACCGGGGAGAUCAAGUGGCGCCCCCUAGUGGAGGAGAACGCGCAGAGCAUCCUGAAGGGGUCUUCUGUCACAUACAACGAUGCGGGUCUCUGAGACACCCGCACCCCCCUCUCUGGCUGUCAGUUCCGGUGCUGUAGACGGGAUACAUACACAAAUGUUGUAACUCCAGACCUGCACCAGCCCCCCCCCCCCCCCCACCAAAAAAAAAAAAAAAAAAACUACCUCCUUUCUCUCCUCGAACAGAUGACUAGCGUUGAAAUAUAGUGUUUUCUGCAAAUCACUGCACCAAAAGGCCGUUUUGGACGUUUAAUUUUCUGGAAGCUGGGAAAGGAUUUUUGUGUUUUUUGUGUCCUAACAGUUGAGUACAUACAGGUCUUAUUGUUGUGAAUGGGGUUCUUGAGUUUGAUUGCGGUUAUUGAGGAUUGAUUCAAUCGCCACACUUCUAGACCGAAGAAAAAGCAGAAUAUAGCAUUGUUUGUAAUUUUAUUUAAUUUUUUUUGUAUUUUCAGCAUGAUAGAUGUCACUUGGCUAUGGUGUCCUCUCUGUUUGUAAAGCUAAAUGGUUGUACUAUAAGGUUUUCCUGGGAAUGUGUGGUUUCCCAUCAGAUGUUAAACCAUUAUUGACUUGGAAGAAAGCAGUAUCAUGUCAUCUAAAAGAAGAAAGCACUGAUUAUCUCAGUAGAGGGCGCUGUCUUCCAUAAACUGUCAAUGUGAAGAACUUCAUUACUAGUAAACCUUUUUUUUAGCCUAUUAAAACACAUCAUCCAUAUUCAUUUUGGAACAGAUUUUACUUUCUAAUAAUUCUAAAAGUCUGAGGAAUACACGCACCUGCCCCUUUAGUACUUCCCCUCACUGUAAGAUUAUUAAUCCGAAGUUCCGAAUUGCUGAUUAGCUGUUGUGCAGAUCGACUUAUUUUACCAAUAAAAGUAUUUGCCAAGCUA